Molecule: messenger RNA, 663 nt
Organism: Vespa mandarinia (Asian giant hornet)
Lineage: Eukaryota; Metazoa; Arthropoda; Insecta; Hymenoptera; Vespidae
Product: calaxin
Molecular function (GO): calcium ion binding
Source: RefSeq, a predicted model, not a curated record
AUGCCAGCCGAAAUUCCUGUUUGUGCUCUAAAUUCUCCAUCGAUUGAAUACUCUUUUCGAAGUAAAAAUAAGAAUAAUUUUAAAAAAAUCGCUGAGAGAACACAUUUCACGUACAGAGAAGUGGAAGCUCUGGGUGUGAUACAUCGAAAAAUUUUACGAACUUGCGGUCCAAUAAAUCGUUCAAUUUUACGCGACAUAUUUCAUUCUGGAUUCGAUUUUACCGAAAAUAAACGUCAUCAACAUAUAGACAGAUUAUUUGCCGUUAUCGAUAAAACGAAUUCUCUUCAAAUACGUAUGGAUCAUUGGAUCGAAGCUCUCUCUAUUAUCCUUCGUGGAACUUUGGACGAAAGAAUAAACUUUGCUUAUAAGGUCUACGAUUUAUUAAAAACAAAUAGAUUAAGAAAGGAACAAAUGUUUCCAAUGAUGAGAGGAUGCUUGAUAGCUCAUUUACCCGACGAAGAUCCAGAUGAUGGAGUAAAGGAUUUGAUAGAAUUAAUGAUCAAGAAACUCGACGUAGAUCGCGACGGAUUCGUUUCUGAAAAUGAUUUUCGAACGGCAGUUAAAGAAAGAGGAGAAUUCUUUUUGGAAUGCAUGGGUCCUGUUUUUCCUUCGAGAGAAGCACAACACGCAUUUUUAACUACAUUCACCGAUAAUAUUGAAUGA